Molecule: messenger RNA, 852 nt
Organism: Anopheles bellator
Lineage: Eukaryota; Metazoa; Arthropoda; Insecta; Diptera; Culicidae
Exons: 3
Coding region: 1-852 (283 amino acids)
Source: RefSeq, a predicted model, not a curated record
AUGAAGACCACGAUAGUGUUCUAUGCUCUCUUAUUCGUGGCCAUUGCUAGAGUCCAUGGUGCGGCACAGCAGGAAGGUAAAGAACAUCAGAAAAGAGCACUUGGGCAUGGAUAUGGUCUCGGCCUGGAGUUGGGCGCAUCCUUUGGAGCUGCGGCUCCAUUAGGAGCACCAUAUGGAACCCCGAUAGGCCCUAUUCUAGGGGGACCAAUUGGAAUUCCUUCUGGAUUUGGAGGUGUCCCUCUGCCGGCUCUUCCAGCUCUUCCAGCGCUUCCAGCUCUUCCAGCGCUUCCAGCUCUUCCAGCGCUUCCAGCUCCUGGCCCUGUUCCGCUUCCGUUUCUUCCUGCUCCUGGCCCUGUGAUUGCCGCUGCUCCUCCACCCAUUGCCCUGCCACCUACUAUCACAAGGAAUAUUUUGACAACAGUACACCAGCCUGUGCCUAUAGACCGUCCCGUGCCUUAUCCUGUGCAUGUGCACGUACCGGUCGAUCGGCCAGUCCCUGUACCACAUCCGGUAGCUGUUCCCGUCCGUGUUCCACAUCCAGUUCCAGUUCCGGUACCUCAACCAUACCCAGUUACUGUUACGAGAACGGUCGGUGUCCCUGUACCACAGCCGUACCCGGUCCCUCAGCCUGUCCCGGUGCCACACCCUGUUCCAGUGCCGCAGCCCGUUGCAGUUCCCCAGCCGGUUCCAGUCCCGCAUCCUGUGGUAGUACCAGCACCAGUGCCGGCCUACGGGUAUGGGUUCUUGCCAUCUUACGGUAAAGUGUAUGGCGGAGGCAUAACGCUCCAAAAAGUAUACACAGGACAUCACCACGGACUUGGUUUGCUGGGACUAAAGAAAUAUCUCGGUUAA